Molecule: messenger RNA, 363 nt
Organism: Didymodactylos carnosus
Lineage: Eukaryota; Metazoa; Rotifera; Eurotatoria; Philodinida; Philodinidae
Source: the annotation of a GenBank genome assembly
AUGCUAUCUUCCACAUUAUCUAUUUCAAUAAUUAUCCAUUGUACAUUUUUGUUACUGUUAACAAUAACAACAAUAGAUGCCUAUGAUCAACAGUAUUUAACAAGUAAAGACAGAUCAACAUCAUCACUAGACAAUACUCGUUCGUUAAAACAUUUAUUAAAACGAUCAUUUUCGCAUCAUCUAUUGACUCAUAUACCAGACUACUAUUAUUCUCAUGAAAAUGAGAAUAUUCAAUAUAGUCGAAAACGUCGUGGUACGGGAUACUUUGUCAUUCGAAAUGGAGAUUAUUUAUAUUUUAUACCAGAUUCAAAACAUCCGUUUACGAAAAAUAUGCGCCCAUAUAUUGGAAGAAGAAAAAGAUAA